This is a messenger RNA of Diatraea saccharalis (sugarcane borer), 1384 nucleotides long. Lineage: Eukaryota; Metazoa; Arthropoda; Insecta; Lepidoptera; Crambidae. The record is from the annotation of a GenBank genome assembly.
GAUUGGGUUCGAGGUAAACCAGAAGGCGUUGGCUGGUGGUACUAUGCUAGUGGCGACGUAUACUUCGGCUUCUGGAAGAAAGGGAAGAGGCACGGAUACGGCAAGAUGUGGUAUGCCAACGGCACCCACUAUGUGGGCUAUUGGAACAUGAACUUGAAAGAAGGGCUUGGUAUGUUCAUUCAAGGUGAGUGUUUAAGAACUUUAGCAUCAAUAUUCUCAUGAUUUGCUGUGAGAACGCCUUGUUUGACAAAAAUAUAGAAAGCGUUGAAAAGUACUGUGCCAUAGAUAUUAAUAUCUAGUCGUUUCAAUGUCUACAGAGAACGGCAACCGCUACGAAGGUCGAUGGCAGAAAAACUUGAAGCACGGUCUUGGUCGUUUCUAUCACAUGCAUACUGGCCAGUUGCAAGAGGGCUGCUGGGUGCACGAUCUUUGCGUCAAAUCCAAGAUGUCCGACAUCAUCAUCCGGCAAUGUUGCGAUCUGCCUACCCAGUACCCGAUACCGUUGGAACAACUGAGAUAUUCGAGGAAGAUUUUGGAAGAAAGCGAAUUCUGGUUACUACAAAAGAUUGGGAAUAUAGACAAACACCUUAAAAACUGUAUUGAUUAAUUUAAUAAACAGAUCAUACAAUUAUUAACAUACAUAUAUUUAAUUAACUAAAGGUAAUCACGGAAGAGAUGUAUAUGCGUAUCCACGGUUAAUAAGACGGCCUACAGAGAACUUAAAAAACAUAUAAUUUCAGUUCUUCCCUAGCCUAGGAACCUAGGAUCAAGAAAUUUGUUGAACCUUGGACCAACAAAGGCCGAACUCUAGGACGAAGAAAUUCCUAAUGGCUUUUUUCUCUACAGUCGUAGUUACGCACAUACACAAAGGUAAUUUACUUAAACUUACUUUUAAAGUGAAAAGGCUAACAUUGUGAGACAAAAUAAUUACGACAUUAUUUUAAGUAUAUCACAUCAGUACUUCAUUUAAAUUAAGUAAUAUUAAAAUAUUGCUCUUUGUACACAAAACAGCACAUAAGCUUACCACAAAAUAAAAAAAAUCAAUUGAUUCUGACAUUUAUUAUAGGACAUUAAGUUUUAAAACCAGAGUUAUUUGACAGUUUAAAAUAAGCUCAUGUUCUGUUGACUUCUUUACACGUAACGUGAUUAAAAAGGUAAAAUAAAUAUAUUAAGUAAAUAUGUGUCCAUUAACAAAUGUAGCUAUGAUCAGUUGAGCAAUUCAGUAUAUAGAUAGGUACCUAUCAUUACAUAAUCACACCUUUAUUAAAGGUGUAGUAAAGGCACUAUUAUGAAACCGAUAGAGAAUAUAUUAAAUAUGUAUAAUUCAUAUCUAAGUUACGAAAUUAUCUACACCAGUACAAUGUCUUUGCAUAAUACAAUUGUC